UGUCAUAGGAAGGGCUGUCGAUGUUGACACAUUCUGAUUGUAUUGAUUAUUCUUUUUAAUAAUGUAAAUAAAUAAACAAAAACCAAAAAUGGUAGAUAUAAGACAAGUAGACGAUCACGAAAAUGUGAACGGUGUUAAUUUAUCUCUUAAAAUUGAAACUCGUACGAAUACACCAAACACAAAAAUUUUCACUAUCUCAUUUAAAAAUAAGGAACGAAAGGCUCAUUGGCCCAAACUGUCUUUGAUUUUAGCUAUAAUAUUUAAUAUUUUAUCUUUUGUAUAUGUUCGAAUAAGUGUUAACACUUUAUUAGUUAUAAUAAUUGUUUUAUUAUUUUUGGUUUUCUUUUGGAUUACCUACAGUGUUCAAUCAGAGUCAAUAAUUGUGAUUCCAACAGUAGGAAUACAAAGUACUACAAAAUAUGUUUUCGGUAGAGUAGAUGUCUUUGUUCCAUGGUCCAACAUUGAUGAUAUUGUUAUCAAUGAAGUUAUCAAGUUGAAUCGUGUUCUAUAUUAUCUUACACUGCUAGUCAAAAGGGGUCCAAACCAAUCUAGUCAAGAAUCUGAUGGAAUAAAGUUAAUGCCAUUAUUUAAGUAUACAAAACCACGAUUAGUAUUGCUAGAAAUAAUCUAUUCUGAGUUCCAAACAUUACUGAUGGGUGCACAGCGGGAUGGUGUACAAAGUGGCUCUGGAGACAUUGAAUAAAUAAAAAAUACAUAUUAGUGGAAUUUGAGUGUCUGUGUGUUAUAUCUAUAAAAAAUCAUAUUGGAAUUGCUGAUAAUUAAAAACCAAUUUUUUUUUAUCUGUGCCUGUCCGCAAGUACCGGUAAGGUACCGGACGCACGCGUGCAUAUUAAAGGCUACUUUUUUAAUCUAUAGCUAACGAAGUCGCGGGUGACUGUAAGUUUGGAUAUAUACAAAAAAAU
Molecule: messenger RNA, 923 nt
Organism: Papilio xuthus (Asian swallowtail)
Lineage: Eukaryota; Metazoa; Arthropoda; Insecta; Lepidoptera; Papilionidae
Product: phosphatidylinositol N-acetylglucosaminyltransferase subunit H
Exons: 4
Coding region: 89-703 (204 amino acids)
Biological process (GO): GPI anchor biosynthetic process
Cellular component (GO): glycosylphosphatidylinositol-N-acetylglucosaminyltransferase (GPI-GnT) complex
Source: RefSeq, a predicted model, not a curated record